This is a messenger RNA of Racocetra persica, 770 nucleotides long. Lineage: Eukaryota; Fungi; Glomeromycota; Glomeromycetes; Diversisporales; Gigasporaceae. The record is from the annotation of a GenBank genome assembly.
UUCCAGAUGGUCUUAAAGAUGUUCAUACGGUUACAACUUUCAGCACAUUAAAAGCCGCAUUUACAAAUAAUCUAGGUUCUCAUAAGUUUUAUUUAAUGAAUCAGAAUUAUCUUGAUAAUGAUGGUCUUAUAAAGUUUCAAAUUAGGGGAAAGUGGUUUUGUCUAAUAUCAGAUCCAGUUUUUGUAAAAGAUAUAUUCUUACGACCUGACGUUUUUCCAAAACUUACUUUUGAGGAAUUUUUACCAAAUUCUGCACUUUCGCGUUAUUACGGCAUUAAUGUUUUUCAUUCUAAUGGUGAUGUUUGGAAACGACAGAGACGUAUAUGUAAUCUCGCAUUUAAGGUUUUGCCUGUACAUUUAUUCGUUGAAACAGGAUUAAAAUUGAUGAAUAUCUUGGAACAAAUUGAUAAUAAGCCUAUUGAAGUUGUGGAACUUAUGCAAAGAUUUACCAUGGAUGUUCUUGGAAAAACUGUCUUUGAUUUUGACUUUAAUAAUCUUGAAGAACCAACCAAUGACUAUGUAAUAGCAUAUAAUGAACUUCAGGAAGAACUUAAAAGUAUGGUAUUUACACUUCUUCCAUUAGAUCGCAUUCCGUAUUUUAGGAAUAAACGUCUUAGUAAGGUUGAGAGAUUGGAAAAGUUGUUUGAUGAAAUGAUUGAAAAGAAACAUAAAUCUAUAGCCGCUGGAAGAUCUAAUGGCGACCUUUUAGAACUUAUGAUAAAAGCUUGCAAUGAUCAAGAUAAUCCAAGAUUAACUGAUAUUGAAUUAAGA